AUGCAAAGAUUUGCUUUCGUAGCUUCAAGAGUUGGAACAGUUAGUACAAAUUUAUUAAAAACAAUAACAAUGACUUUGUUGAAAAUCUGCGCUUUGUUACUUGUUCUGUCAGUGGCCUUACAUCAGAGCACCGGAAGGACCGUUUGCGGUCCCGCACUGGAUGCGGUGCUCAGCACCAUUUGCGUGAAUGGCUUCAAUACAAAAUUCAAGAAAUCAAUGGAAUGGGAUGAUCUGGGCAGCAACGCUCUGGAAGAUGAGCUGGUCUUCCCUUAUGCCAGGUUUCCGUUUCUGGCCGAAAUCCACGGCGGGCAAGUGAAUACGUUGGCAAAAACUCGCCGCCACCGAGACACGGCCUUAAUCGGUGUUUAUGAUGAGUGUUGCAACAAGGGCUGCACCUACAAUGAAAUAUUCUCCUACUGCAAUAGGUUAAAGACUCAGGAUUGAACUCAUGAAGAGAAGGAUUUUGAUGGCUUUUACAAGGUUCUAGUAUGACUCACUUACUUUCCUAGGAAAAUUUUUGGAAAAUAUUUGAUUUUCUGUUAAUAAAAACAUUUUACUGCAAGACA
This is a messenger RNA of Bactrocera neohumeralis, 566 nucleotides long. Its product is annotated as probable insulin-like peptide 3. Bases 1 to 444 code for a protein of 147 amino acids. Gene Ontology annotation, cellular component: extracellular region. The record is from RefSeq and is a predicted model, not a curated record. Gene Ontology annotation, molecular function: hormone activity. Lineage: Eukaryota; Metazoa; Arthropoda; Insecta; Diptera; Tephritidae. The transcript has 3 exons.